Lytechinus variegatus (green sea urchin) is the source of this 2636-nucleotide messenger RNA. RefSeq lists its product as uncharacterized. Gene Ontology annotation, molecular function: serine-type endopeptidase activity. NCBI's taxonomy places the organism in Eukaryota, Metazoa, Echinodermata, Echinoidea, Temnopleuroida, Toxopneustidae. The coding region runs from base 332 to 2158 and encodes 608 amino acids. Gene Ontology annotation, biological process: acute inflammatory response. The record is from RefSeq and is a predicted model, not a curated record. The transcript has 7 exons.
CACCAUAUCCGAUGAAGAGAGAUCAAGUUCGGAAGUGCCGAUUGUGUCCGAAGUGUCACCGAAAUCCACCGAAAGAGAAUAUGAUAAAAGCGUGAGAGAUGAGCAUGGUGGGGACUGCCAGUCCAUAUAUGAAGAGCAUUCAUAUUUGUCAACAGAUUCAGUAAGACGUCUGUCAACCGGUCAUGUAAAUCAUGAACAAUGGCAAACUUAUUCUUUCAAUACAUCUGAACAUUUUCGGAUCCGGGUCAAAUUCAUUUCUUUCAACCUGGUACCCGGUAUUGAUUUCAUCAGCAUCGGCGAUGGACUCAAACCGGAUAGUACCCAUAAUGCAAUGUUUACAAGUGACGAACAGUACACCACCUUGGCGAAGUUCAGCGGACGCACGAUGACAAGUCACGUGACUUCGCUCAGGAAUGAAGUCUGGAUAGGUUUUUACAUUAAUUCAAUUUCAGCAUCCUUUUCAUUGGAGAUCACAGCCGUCAAUCAAACAGAUGAAAUCACCCUGGAUACAACGGAUAGUUAUUUCAUUCAGUCUCCUGGCUAUCCUGCCGAAUACCCCCAAAACUGCUACCGAUUUUGGAAAUUUCAAGCAGUCGAUGGAUUUGUCGUAUCCGUCAUCGUUCACCACUUCGAUCUCGAGUUUAAUAGGGACCAUCUCUACAUCGGAGAAGGUGCAAGUAGGUUCUCAAACCAGAUGGAUAGGUGGCAUGAUCUAACUGGGAAUUUGAUCGAAAUCAGCGAGUAUCGAUAUUUCAUUUCUCUUUGGUCCCCGGUACUGAUCAUAUUCACAACGGAUUUCGUCACCGUCGAAUCCGGUUUUCAGAUUGAACUGCGAGCGAUGGAACAAGUUGCUCAGUCUACACUACAAAGUGUAACCAUGGUAUAUGGUGUAACUACCAUACCAAUAUCUUCAUCCCCAUCGGAACGGGAUAGCAAUGACGUCAUUACAUUGGAAAGCAGUGCUGUACAUCCAGGAACAACAAUAAAUGGGGUACUGAAAAUGCAAUGGACGACCAUCUCGAGUAAGUUCUCAAUAAUCUUCGGUGCUCUUUCUGCAUCAUUCUCUCUCAUCUUGCUAGUGAUCCUCCUGCGUUAUGUGGGGAUGAAAUUUAGACGAUGCCACCAUGAUCACUUAACACAGGCAGAAGGAAGGAUAUACUGCACUGUCACAGAUUCGGCACCAGUAUUACCCCCUCGUAGAUUCAUCAGACAACACGCCUCUCCACUCUCUGCCUCUCCACCCGACGUUCACAGACACGCUUUUUUAGAUGACGAAAGUGACAGCACCAUGGAUAUUUUAAAGAACAGUCAUGCUUUGGAAGAUGAAGUUUUUAGCGAGGUUAAAUACACCCCUUAUCCGAGUCAACAAGUUGCAUUUGAGUCCUCAAAAUUCGAUGGCGCGUAUGCCUGCGUACCCGAUCCCCUAGGCAAGUAUACCUUCGAUGAAAGUGAUGAAAUUGACAAGUUCGGUUUUGAUAGGCCUGUUUCACGAGCAUGUGAUGUACACGAGGUGUCUGGCGCUAAACCUCGUGCCAUAUGUAACAGAUGUGGACUUGAGAAGGUCCAAUAUGAUUGGUCAGCAGCUGACGACAGUCAAGUUAAGAGGUAUGGACCUGGAGAGGGGUGUUCUGAACAUUCAUCACCAAGACGUGUAAGACCUAACGAUAGGUAUGGUAAAGAUGAUUUUGUCGUCUCACGCGGUGCUACCUCGAAAUCUGAUGACGAUUCUUCAAGUGUGAUGUCGUGCAGGUCAGGACUUGGUGGAAGCAGAUUAAGUGAAUCAUCUAAUGACAACCGUUGUUGUUGUCUACAUAGUAAUGAAUGGUUACAAUCAGAUGAGUCUUGUAACUUUCCUCCUUCCAAGGUUAAGGAAUUGUCCACAAAAACAUCAAUAAUGUCGACAGAGGAUUUGAGAUUUUCACAUUGUGACGUUGACGAAUUCGGCUACCUCAUCUGCGAAACGUCGACACCGAAAAGCGGUGGAUUUCGGCAACUUACGUCCAACCGUGACGAGAAAUUACGUUACCGUGGUAGCAGCGAUCAUUGGUCAACGUCAGAUGAACUCGAUUCGUCUCCUAACAUAUAUUCGGUGAGAGAAUCAGUCUCAAGUAGUUCAACAAUCGAGCACACCUAUCUUGAGAGAGAGUACAUUGAAUAACACUGUGACCGAGACCUAACGUAUGAUAACAUGAUUGUGACCUCAAAUUUAAAUUCGUAAAAUAUAAAAGAGUGACUUACAUUAGCUAGCGUAAAGAUGGUUACAUCAUACAUGGAAUACUGGGGUGCACAAUAAUUUUAGUUGAUUAUCUGGUUUAUUCAUAACAUGAAGACUACAUUCAUGCAGUACAAAUUUGCAAGAGAUUUUUAUGGACUCCAGGCUGAAAAUAUUGUGAUGAAACAGAUAUCGGAUGAAAAUAACGAACAUGUGACAUUUAAAGUUUAGCAUUAUGUAAUUGAAAAGUUUUAUGCACGUCUUCGUGAAUAUGCAACGUGUUGACUAAGAUUUUUACUCGUUCGAUCUGAAUGAUUUUCAACCUGUAACUAAUACCUCAGUCACAUUUAGUCUGAGGCGGCCGUACGGCGAGUAGAAAAUCCGUUUUAACACAUUUUUUGUAAUAGCUGCACACACUGGCGUA